Pocillopora meandrina is the source of this 4225-nucleotide messenger RNA. The record is from the annotation of a GenBank genome assembly. NCBI's taxonomy places the organism in Eukaryota, Metazoa, Cnidaria, Anthozoa, Scleractinia, Pocilloporidae.
AUGUUGGCAGGACGAAGUAUUGGGAUGGUUGUGGGUACCUUCACUUUAACAGGUAAUCAGUAGGAAUUCCUAAUUUCCCACCACAAAUGCAAUUUUUUUUCACUCACAGUGGACGGGGAUAACUCUUGCAAUAGAUUUGUGCAUUUAGCCAAAUUUGAUCCACGAGCCGGUAUCAUUCAUAAACUUUAUAAAAAUUAAUUUCAUGUAUAGCGGAAAGGGCUAUUAUAUUCCUCUCUGAAAUCAGUUGCCAAAGGUGAUAAUAAAGUUUUGUACUUUUUAUACCGUUAAAUUCAAGAUAGAUUUUCUGGAAAAAAACUAAUUUCAUUGACAUCUGAUGAUAAAACACAGUUGAGAACGAAACAAAGAAUCAUUUACGUGUAUUAGGGAGUUAAGGGUAAUUUGGGGAAAUAGAUAACAAAGCUACUAAUUCAACUAGAUAAAGUCUUAAAGUCCUCUGCUGGAUGUUACCAAAAGAGGGAAUGAAGAACGGGGAAUGGAGAGUGAGGUAUAGGGAAUAGGGAAUAGGGAAUAGGGAAUAGGGAAUAGGGAAUAGGGAAUAGGGAAUAGGGAAUAGGGAAUAGGGAAUAGGGAAUAGGGAAUAGGGAAUAGGGAAUAGGGAAUAGGGAAUAGGGAAUAGGGAAUAGGGAAUAGGGAAUAGGGAAUAGGGAAUAGGGAAUAGGGAAUAGGGAAUAGGGAAUAGGGAAUAGGGAAUAGGGAAUAGGGAAUAGGGAAUAGGGAAUAGGGAAUAGAGACCCCAUUUCCUACUCCACAUUUCUCGUUUUCCACUUCCCAUUCUCCAUUUCCUAUUCCCAAUUUCCAUUUCCCAUCUCCAUUUCCACUUUUAGUAACAUCCGUCCUCUGCUUGUUAAUUUUGCAAACCCGUUACUUUGUUUCUACAGCGACAUGGGUUGGCGGAGGAUACAUCAAUGGUACAGCGGAGGUACUCUUUGAUAAAGACCAAGGUCUCGCCUGGGCCCAGGCUCCCUGGGGUUAUGCACUUAGCCUGGGGUUGGGUGAGUGCGAAGACCAAUACUUAAGGUUUUUCUUCUGAAAGUUAGUACGUUUUCCGAGUGUCCACAAUACUGUUUGUCGCAUUGCGAAUGGUUUUCAAACUAAUAACGAGAAAGCAACAUAAACAAUGAUAAGACUGAAUGUGGCAUACACCUUAUCAAGGCUUUUUUUUCACCGUUGUGGCCUGAGUUAGAAUUCAGAGCCUUGCAUCACUUGUGGUUUGAGUUUUCUGUUGGUGUUCGUCCUUAUUCCAGAGGUAUUUAUCCAUUUAGUAGGUUUUCCUCCCUCCGAGGAUAAGCUAUUAAUGCGAAUUUCGUACGGUGAUUUUUUUUUGGUUUUUUUUAGGCUUGACUUUUAAAGUAACGAACUUUAAAGCGCGAUAGCUUUUUUUGUUGGUCACAAAGAGAGCUUUAAUGGUUUUGUCAGUGGCAUAACUCCUCAAGCCUUAAAGGUUUUGUCUUUCGCUUACUCCUUAUGUGAUCGAUAUGAUGCUCAGAUAAGGUCGUAAGAUGUACUCCGCGAGCUAAAAUAAAAAAUACUUAAGGGUGAUAUAACAGUGGAAUAAUAAAUCCCUUUUUCGAGUGUUAAACAUAUAGUAUUUCUGCAAUUUCUGUCUCUUUCGAAAACACAGGUGAUAUAAACCCUAAUUUUUAUCAACCCCCUCGCGGUUACCUACACAAAUUUGACGAUAUUUUUUACGGGCAGGUGGGCUUCUUUUUGCCAAGAUCAUGCGCCAAAGAGAAUACAUUACCAUGAUUGACCCUUUCCAAGAAAGGUACGGUCCGCGUAUGGGUGGAUUGCUAUAUAUCCCCGCACUGUUGGGCGAGUUAUUUUGGUCUGGUGCCAUCUUGUCAGCUCUUGGUGCCACUGUCAGUGUCGUUAUCGGCUUGGAUCGCAUCACUUCUGUCGUUGUUUCUGCGUGUAUUGCUAUUUUCUACACGUUGAUGGGUGGAUUGUACUCUGUGGCUUACACUGACGUUAUACAACUCAUCUGCAUCUUUGUUGGAUUGGUGAGUGUGGUCAGCAGUCGACUGUUCUGCGACAUGUGUACCACAUCCCAACUGGGUGUUUUUAUUAUAAUAUGCCUUGUUCCAAGUAUUUUCUUAUGAACUGUCAAUCAAAACCUGGGAUUGUACCGAAGGAUGUCUAUGGUCUCAAUUUUACUGUAACUGGCCCAAGCUUUAGGCUAUUUGACUGAUGGUGCGUUGUUAACAAAUUAAACUGUGUUUCUGAUUUAAAAACAAAAACAUAUUUUUGCGUCAGAAGUUUGUCAUUUGUGUGUUGAUACAGUGUUUGCUCUGGCCCCAGUCUCACUCCGUCCUCUUCACUCACUAGUGGCUUAGUGUUCCAUUCGCCAUGACUCAUAAAGCAGUAAGCAGCAUUGCAGAAGAUUCCGGCAAAUGGGUUGGUGAGAUACCUACUGCAAAGAUUGGAGUGUGGCUGGACUAUGCUAUGUUGCUGGUAAACUUCUCCUUUUCCUACCUUACACUGUAGCCACCGUAGCGAACUAACGUUAGGUAUUUGUUUAGAGGUUCUGGGGGAAAUUACCUUUAAGUGCUCGAUGGUAGAUUAUGAUUGAAGCAGCGAAACAAACUAUGCUUGGACAUGGUUUCGUAUAUUUCAUUUUGAUGCUGAAUUUUUUGUGUCCAGAUUUGCGGUGGCCUUCCAUGGCAAGUCUACUUUCAGCGUGUGUUGUCGUGCAAGACACCCGUAAAGGCUCGUAUAUUGUCUCUAAACGCUUCUCUGGGAUGUAUGAUCAUGGCUGUUCCUGCAGUACUCAUUGGGGCCAUCGGUGCUUCAACAGGUGAUCUGAUGAUGUAUAUUUUACUCUUACUGUUAAGUAAUCAGAUCUCAAUUCGGUUCAUCGUAGCCGAAGGGGAAUCAAGGAGAGGCUCUUCUAUAUAACAGUUGUUAUUGUUGUUGUUGUUUUUUGUAAUAUGAGACAGCUAACAAACUAUAUCUUACAGAAAGAAAAUGAGAAAAAAGUAUUUUCAAAUUUUUCAUUAAACAUGAACUAUGAAAUAUGCUUUUUUUCACAGGUAAAAAGCCACUGAGGCUGACAGAAAAGGUGUUAGUCUGAUAACAAGGAGGGAUGGUACAUUCAAAAUAACUGCGAUAUUUUUCUCUGCAGACUGGACCCAGACUUCGUUCUACAAACCGUCUGAGGGGAACAUUACCAACCAAACAGCCUCGGUAUAUGUCGAUAAAACUCUGAUCCUUCCCAUGGUGCUUCAGUACCUCACACCAACAGCUGUGUCAUUCAUUGGUCUGGGUGCUGUGUCUGCUGCCGUCAUGUCGUCCACUGAUUCCAGUAUGCUCUCAGCCAGCUCCAUGUUUGCCCAUAACAUUUACAAACUCAUCUUUAGACAGAAGGUAAGCAUUGCGUAACAAGGCACGGUUCUCAAACCAGAUUUCCAAAAACUCGCGGAAUCCUCGCCGGCUUAGAUGCGGGAUAUAUAGUAUGAACUACUUGUCACUGGGUUGGAGAGUUGAGCUCGGUCCUAACUGUAACGCAGACGGAUGCUGUCCAUGUUUAUACUGUGACUUAGGAAAUAUGAAAAAGACGAUAUUGCAAGUACCCCGCAUUUGAAAAUAUUUUGGCCUUGCAUUUAUGUUCUUUUUGAAGAAGCUAAUUUAAAGUUCCUCUCUUCAGGAAUGUCCCCAUGUAUAGAAAAAAUAACGGCGCGAGCAAACAUGAAACAUCUUUCUUUCGAUAUUUCCCUUUUUUCAGGCCUCCGAGAAAGAAGUUGUGUGGGUGAUGCGUUUUGCCAUAUUUGGAGUUGGCGCGGCCGCUACAGCCAUGUCUCUGGCUGUUGAUUCCAUCUACGUGUUAUUCCAUCUGUGCAGUGAUCUUGUGUUUGUGACACUGUUCCCACAGUUGUGUUGUGUUAUCUAUUUCAAAGCCUCCAAUACUUACGGCUCCAUUGCAGGCUAUAUAUUUGGGCUUUUUCUGCGCGUGGGGGGAGGGGAAGAUAAAAUUGGUUUUCACCCCUUCAUUAAAUACCCAUUUUAUGACGAGGUAAAGGGCCAGCUGUUUCCGUUCCGUACUCUGUCCAUGAUUGUUUCUUUUUCUACGAUCGUGUCGGUGUCGUUCUUAGCAAAGUAUUUGUUUGAACGGGAGAUUAUCCCGUUGAAGUAUGAUUUCCUGCACGCCUUCAUGAAACAUGAGAUCCAGGAGGAGAAAGAAAAAUACAUGGAGGAAUCAAAAAUGUGA